Aspergillus candidus is the source of this 2202-nucleotide messenger RNA. RefSeq names its product tRNA 1-methyladenosine methyltransferase subunit GCD10 (gene trm6). The record is from RefSeq and is a predicted model, not a curated record. NCBI's taxonomy places the organism in Eukaryota, Fungi, Ascomycota, Eurotiomycetes, Eurotiales, Aspergillaceae. The coding region runs from base 181 to 1884 and encodes 567 amino acids. Gene Ontology annotation, cellular component: tRNA (m1A) methyltransferase complex; nucleus. Gene Ontology annotation, biological process: tRNA methylation. The transcript has 2 exons.
CGCGACUCCGCAUGGCCCGUGCGUUAUCGCAUAGAGAAAAAAAUUGGGAUGGAUGAUCCAGUUUGGCACGGUUGCAGAAGUGAUUGACUUGGUUGGAAACUGCCAGUGUUGGUCUGAGACUAGAGGAUAGAGCUGGUCUGAAUUUACAGGCAUUGCUACAGACUCGAUUCUCUGAGCGCGAUGCAUUCCUACGUGCGCCCCAAUCAAUAUGUCGCCUUCCGACUGCCGUCGGAUGCGACCAAGAUCUUGAAGGUGGUGCCUGACACAAUGAUCUUCCUCGGCAAAUAUGGCACCUUCCCCGCCAACCAGAUCAUCGGGCGACCGUUCUACCUCACCUUCGAAGUCUUCGACGACGCCAGCGAAAACAACGGCCACAAUCUGCGCCUGAUCACGGCAGCCGAGUUACACGCAGAGACGCUGAUCGCAGACGGCGAAGGCGACGGCGACGAGCCCGACGUGAACGGGGAAAGCCUGCCGAUGCGCACAAACCGCGAGAUUGUGGACGACGGGUCGGCGCAGAAGCUGACACUGGAGGAGAUCGAGGCGCUGAAGAAGGAGUCGACGGGGUCCGGGCGCGAGAUCAUCGCGAAGAUUCUCGAGUCGCACUCGGCGCUCGACCAGAAGACGGCGUUCUCGCUCGCCAAAUACACCCUGCGCAAGCGGAAGAAGUACAUGAAGCGGUUUACGGUUGUGCCGAUGGACGUCAGCCUCUUGACGAACUACAUGCUCCAGGACAAGGACGCUGCGCGGAUCAUGGAGCUGCGGGACGAGCUGAUCGGGCUGCUGGGGUGUUGGGCGAAUGUGCACCAUGCCGGGAACUCGCCACUCGACGGCGCAGUCGCGUCGAAGCCCCGCGGUCGCUACCUCGUGAUUGACGAAACGGGCGGGCUGGUCGUGGCGGCGAUGGCGGAACGGAUGGGGAUUCUAUACCCGCACGAUGGCGAAGACGACCGGGAACAACAGGGGUCAGACGACGUACCAUCCGUCGAAGGUGCUCAAGGGGAGCAGCAGCCCGCCUCGCGGCAUCCGCGACACACGCACAUGUCCGCCGCAGACAACUCGAUCGUCCUCCUGCACGCCAACAAACAACCCAACAUGUCGCUCCUCAAAUACUUCGGCUACGACCAAGACAACCCAAGCGAGACGCACCCGCUCUACUCGCACCUGAAGCCCGUCUCCUGGCUCCAACUGCUCGAACCGCAAGAAGACACCAUCUACGCGCAAGAACCCGAGCUCCUCACCAGCGACGAAAUCGCCGCCCUCAAAUCCAGCAAACGCAGCACAUACUACCGGAAACGUGCCCGGUGGGAGCGCACCCAGGCGGUGGUGAACGAAGCCCGCGCCGGCGGCUUCGACGGACUCGUCGUCGCAACCCUCAUGAAGCCCAUCAGCGUUCUGCGCAACACAGUCCCACUACUGUCCGGAUCGGCCCCAGUCGCCGUCUACUCGCCCGUCAUCGAGCCCCUCACCGAAGUAAUGGAUUCUUACUCGACCGCGCGCAAGACCGCCUACAUCACAAAACGCAACCAACUCGGCCAGCGGCGGCAAGAACAAGAGAAGACGACAGACACCGCCGGGGUCGAUUCCCAGGACCCGCUCUACCCCGAGCUGGCCGAGGAAUUCUACGUCAACCCGACGCUUCUGCUGGCGCCUACGCUUGAGACUUCCCGCGUGCGCUCCUGGCAGGUCCUUCCGGGCCGGACACACCCGAUGAUGUCUGGGCGCGGCGGUGCCGAGGGGUAUAUAUUCCACGCCAGUCGAGUGCUACCGACGCAGCAGACAAUCCAGGCAGCGGGGAACCCCAGCCGCAAGAGGCGGAGGAUGGACACCGGCGCGACGACGGCGGAUAGUAGCACUGGGGCGGACGUUGAAAUGAAUUCGUGAACCCUUUUUUUUCUUUUGUUAAUUGAAUGUACGAAACGCAACCACACCGAUACGGGUUCGAGCACGCUCUGACGACAGCCUUUCCAAAACCCCGUCAUGCCAGAUCUCCAUGCGGCUGCAUAUUUAUGCUCGUGGCGAGUGCCUGUGUUCUAUACGACGGAGCUGGGCAUAGCCAGGGCGAACCGUUACCGUCACUGGAGACUCACUCGUCGGCCCCCGCCGCACCAGCUUAGCUGCCACAGCACAGGGAAGAAAGGAAAAUUUCAUGUACGAAUAUUAUAACAGCUCAAAAAGCAUCAUAGAGAAUUUCAAGAAACA